UUAAGAUAAACAUUAAAAACACGAAGUGAAUAUUUUGAAAGUGAAGUGUUUUGUAAUUUGAAUAACAACAAUGUCUACACAAUCAGAAGAAAAGGCUAUUUGUGACGCCCUUAAAAUUUUAUUUGAUAUAAAAAAUACGGGUAACGAAAUGAAGGAGAAGGCGGAAAAGUUAAUGAUGAAUAUAAAAAUUUCUGAAAUGAAAAGUUUACCAAAAGAGAUGAUAUAUAUAAUACUUCAUAGUCACUGUAACCUUUCUAAAUUGUAUCACAGAACAUUGGAAAUAGUUAAAUGUUUAAUGUCAGUCUGUGAAAUAACUAUUAAAACUGAAUACUACCUACCGUGUGAUCUCCCACUAUCUGGAAAAAUGGAUAUAUGUAAGAAUAGCAAUAAUUUUACAAAUGUAUCUAACGCAGAAAUGAGUGCAGUGGAACUGAACAAACCAGUAAAUGAAAAGGAAAUUGAUAAUAACAAAACUCUGUUAAAGGAUAAUUCUUCAUUUACAGAGAGUGAAAUAGAGGACAACGAAAUCGAUAGUAUUCUUAGCGAAAAAAAAUCUGUAGACGAAAAACAAAUAACAUCAGAAAGUCCCACUAAAACAUCAAAUAAUGACUUAGUGAAUUCGGUUGAAGAAUGUCAGUCUGAGCAGAAUGAUUCAGAUCACAAAAUAAAUACUGAUCCACCCUCAGAUUCCAGUGCUGAUAUAACCGUGGAAUAUGAUGAGGUUUUUGACAAAGAAACGAUUAUUCUAGGUCCUCCAGAAGAUAACAUGAGUGAUUUGGAAAAUCUGUCUGAAGAACCAACAGCACUGACAGUGGAAGAUGAUGGUUUGAAGCCGGAACGCCAUGCUGAUUUGAAAGUAGCAGAUAAGACCACAAUUGCUCAAGACGUUUCAUCAUUUACAAAAGAUAGUUUAUUGGAACCUAGAACGGAUUUAGAAAUUGCGGACAAGACUAUAGAUAACCUUCAUGUGCCAGUAGCAACGAACUGUGAUAUACCAAGCUUUAAUGAAACCCAAACACAUCCACAUUCUACUGAUGUUGAUGGUAAUCCCGAAUGUGACAAUAAUACAAAUUCAAAAGAAAUUGCGGACCUUAAUUUGAAUGACGACGAAGAUAGUGAUUCUUCUCUCGCCUUUGACAUGUCACUUUACAAAACAAUUGGAGUACCAUCUAAUUCUGAUAUCCUGGCCUUUAACGACGCUCAAGUAGGUUCAAAUUCAAUUAGUGUAGCUGGAAAGGUGUCCGAGCCAUAUUGUGAAGAACAUAAACAACCUCCUGCUUCAAGUGAUGUUCCUGAAUCUGACAAUAACCCCAAGAUCAUAUUAACCAAAGAAAACGAGCCAAGUUGUCAAGAACAUAAUCAACCUACUGUUUCAAGUGUUACUCCUGAAUCUGACAAAAUGGAAAUCGAGCCAAGUUGUCAAGAACAUAAUCAACCUACUGUUUCAAGUGUUACUCCUGAAUUUGACAAAAUGGAAAUCGAACCAAUUUGUGAAGAACAUAAUCAGCCUACUGUUUCAAGUGAUACUUCUGCAUCUGACAAUAAGGAAAUCGAGCCAAGUUGUCAAGAACAUAAUCAACCUACUGUUUCAAGUGUUACUCCUGAAUCUGACAAAAUGGAAAUCGAACCAAUUUGUGAAGAACAUAAUCAGCCUACUGUUUCAAGUGAUACUUCUGCAUCUGACAAUAAGGAAAUCGGAAAGGUUUCUGAGCUAAAUUGUCAAGAACAUAAUCUGCCUACUGCUUCAAGUGAUACUCCAGAAUCAGAAAAUAAUAACAGUAUAACAACAACCAAGGAAAUCGAAAAUGUUUCUGAGCCUAGUAACAAUCGCAAUGUAACAUCAACUGAGGAAAUCGGUGAGAACAUUCAGCAACCAGAUACCGAAUAUAUUCAAGAAAAUGAAUCUGAUCCAUAUACUCUGCUUAAAGUCAUUAAAGAAGAACUUGUGGAGUGCGAAGAAACAACUAUACCGCCGCCAAUCAGUUCUGUACCUCAAUGUUACGCGGAUAAUCUUCUUCAAGAUCUGCGUGAAUUGUCUUCUGAAGAUUCCAGUCCAGAGAGUGUCAACUCUGAUGAAGAUUUGAUGACCACUGGUGAUGAGUCGUCAAAAGUAGUUGGUGGUAAAACUCGGAAGAAAUCACUUAAGAAAAAAAAAGUUAAUUCUGGAAAAAAAUCAUGCACAAUUGUAUCGUCUGAUGACGACAUAAAUAAAUUAUGUGAACUAGAUUCUCUGAAUAGAAAGAAAAAAAAUAAAAAUUAUGAAAUACCAUCUAAGAAUAAUGAAUCAUCAUCAGUAUCGAAAAAGAAACGCAAAAUGACAGUUAAAGAUUCUUCAGACACCACCGAUUCGGAUCUUGAAGACUCUGUUGCUGGUUCACCCGAAAAAGAUUACUCUAAUGAUAUGGAUUGGGAAAAUAUGGAUCAAAAUGAUCCAUUAACAGACAAAGCCUACGACGCUCUUAAAUAUCUUCAAAAUUCUACAGACGAUGAGGAAAUGGACCUUUCACAGUCGCCUAAUGAACAAAAGACAAAAAAUAAUAUUAAACGAAAAAAUAAAGGAGGACAAAAGGAGAAGAAGAAAUUAACUUUGGAAGAAAAGAAAAAGAAAGAAUGGAUGAAAGAUCCUCUACUCAGAGGUAAAUUAACAUCAAGCGAUUCAGAUGUGGAAUUUAUACAGAUUAAACCAAAAGAAAAGACCAACAAAAAAAGGGAGCCACAAGAAGAAUGCGCAGAGACACCGCCCACCAAGAGACGAAGGCUCAAGUCAGAGAGUUCCUCCGAUGACGAAUUUAUAGAGGAGGUGUGUAUGACGACUGAUUCGCCAAAGAAAGGCAGACGAAAUAUCAGAGCCCUGAUGAACGACAAGGAUUUAACAGAAUCCACACAGAGGGCUAACUGUGAGGAACGGGAAAGAGUGGAACGUAUAAAGAAAAUAGAGAAAAAGACUACGGAGCUGUCACAAUCCAACAAAUCGGCUGUGAUUUUAGAUGCGGACGACGACGGUAACUGGAUUCAGGUUGAUCCAAUUCUUGCAAAACGCCUAAAACCACAUCAGGUGAAGGGUGUGAAGUUUAUGUGGAACUCGUGUUAUGAAAGUAUAAGUCGCCUCAAAAUCAACGAAGGUGGGGGCUGCAUUUUAGCUCACUGUAUGGGAUUAGGAAAGACGCGACAGGUCAUCACAUUAUUGCAUACUCUCUUCAGCCACAAAAGUGUGCCGAUACAACAUGCUUUGGUUGUGUGUCCUAUGUCCACUGUGAGCAACUGGGAUAACGAAAUGAAUUUAUCACUAAAAGACGUAGAUAAUAUACCCUUCUCCUCUUUCUCGAUAUGUAAACAGAAAGAUAAAUUAAGGAAGAAACUAAUAGUUGAAACAUGGUGGAACCGGUGUGGUAUUCUCGUUAUAUCCUACGAUACGUAUGAAUCAUUAACUAGGGAUUCUGCAUUGUCGAAAUUGGACGAAGGCACUCGAAAGAUUUUGAUCGAGGCGCUUACUGACCCAGGUCCAGAUUUGCUCAUAUGUGAUGAAGGGCACUUACUUAGAACUGACCAGUCGCUCAGGUCCAUUGCUCUUAAUAAGGUUAAAACCAAGAGAAGGAUCGUAUUGACGGGAACUCCUAUGCAAAAUAACCUCUUAGAAUAUUAUCAAAUGGUGAACUUUGUAAAACCAAACCUUUUGGGUACUUUAAAUGAGUUUAAAACAAAUUUUGUAAACCCAAUAAGGAAUGGUCAGUAUGAUGAUUCAACAACAGAAGACUGUCGGCUAAUGAAAAAGCGCACACACGUUUUAAAUCAGCUACUGAAAGAAACAGUCCAGAGAAUGGAGUCUAAUGUACUAGAAAAAUAUUUACCCAACAUACUGGAUUAUGCCGUGUUUAUAAAACUUGGACCUCUUCAAGCGGAAUUAUAUCAUUCGUUUAUAAAUUUAAGGAUUAAGAAACCCACACUUUUCGGAGAUUACCCCCUUCUCAGUCGUUUGACUACGCAUCCGUAUGUUAUGAAAAUCGACGAACAAAAAAAACAUUCGAAAAUGCCCAGAGAACGAGAUGUAAUUGAAACAGAUGAUUAUGGGAAUCAGACUACCCUCAAGGAACUGGAUAUAUGGUACAAUUCUCUUCCUAAUGUUAUUGAGACAAAUUACGAAAUUGGGGGAAAAUUAUACAUUAUGAAGGCCAUCAUUGAAGCCUGCGAAAAAUUAAAUGACAAAUUGUUAAUAUUUUCGAAUCAUCUUACGGAAAUGGAUUGCAUAGAAUAUUUUCUAAAAAAUCGUGGCACCAACGGAUGCGCGUCUUGGAUUCCAGGAAAAGAUUAUUGUCGCAUGGAUGGGACAGUUCUACCUGAAGAACGCGCGUCCUUAUGUAACAAAUUCAACGACGAAAACAAUAAAAGGCUAAGAGUUUUCCUAUUGUCGCACAGAGUCGGUGGCCUAGGAUUAAACCUAACCGCUGCCAACAGGGUUAUUUUGUUAGGCGUUAGCUUUAAUCCCAGUUAUGACAUCCAAUGCGUCUACAGAGCCUACAGAUUUGGACAAAAGAAGCGAGUGUUUGUGUAUAGGCUAAUGGGUUUGGGUACCAUGGAAGAAAAAGUCUACCAACGGUCUAUAACAAAGUUGGCAGUGUCUAGUCGUGUUUUGGAUAAACACCAAAUUACGCGGCAUUACAAGUCUGUAGAAUUACAAGAAAUAUACAAUGUCAACUUAAGACAGGACGAAUCAAGGCCAAUGCCAAACGUUCCAGAAGACAAGUUGCUUGCUAAUUUAAUCUCGAAACACGAGUGCAUUUUUAAAUUUCAUGAACACCGAGGUUUGUUGAUAAAUAGACCGGAAGAAGAUCUGAACGAAUCUGAGAAGGCACUCGCCUGGGAGGAAUUUCACAGGAUAAAUGAAGUGCCAUCAGGUGAUUCUCAUGUCACAAUGGUCAGGGAGAUUCAAAAGGGUGUGCUAAAUGAAUCUACUAAGCAGCCAUUACAAAAGCAACCAGUUUCUUCAACCAAAAAUCUGAAGGCUGCCACACAAGAGCCUUUCAAAGUUGCAUGUGGUCGUAAGAAUAAACCUGUGGCAACUAUAACUACAUCCGAAAUCACAAAGGAAAAAUCUGAAAAUAUUAUUCAAGGGUCUCAAAAUGACGAGAUUAUAAUAUUGGAUGAUCCACCUAAUUCCCCACCUGACAUAGAUAACACCACAGUUGUGAUUAAUGAUGAUGACGAUUGUGUAAUUGUCAGUCCUCCAAGUGCCGUUGCUAACGAUACUCCUUCACCAUCCAUUGAACAGAGAAUAGUGAAAGCCAUCAAAGAGUAUCAAGGUCUAACUGUCACAGAACUACCACGAAGGAGUUUGCAAUAAAUAAAUAAACUAUGCUUUUGAUAAUAAUUAAACAAGAAAUAUUUUUUUAUUAAAAAUAUCUUUGUUA
Aethina tumida (small hive beetle) is the source of this 5405-nucleotide messenger RNA. Its product is annotated as transcriptional regulator ATRX homolog. Lineage: Eukaryota; Metazoa; Arthropoda; Insecta; Coleoptera; Nitidulidae. The transcript has 37 exons. The record is from RefSeq and is a predicted model, not a curated record. Gene Ontology annotation, cellular component: nucleus. Bases 71 to 5338 code for a protein of 1755 amino acids. Gene Ontology annotation, molecular function: ATP-dependent chromatin remodeler activity; ATP hydrolysis activity; ATP binding.